This is a messenger RNA of Cygnus olor (mute swan), 1914 nucleotides long. RefSeq names its product nuclear receptor binding factor 2 (gene NRBF2). Gene Ontology annotation, biological process: autophagy. The record is from RefSeq and is a predicted model, not a curated record. NCBI's taxonomy places the organism in Eukaryota, Metazoa, Chordata, Aves, Anseriformes, Anatidae. Bases 190 to 1095 code for a protein of 301 amino acids. The transcript has 5 exons.
GGCCGGGCAGGGCCGGGAGGUGGGGGCCGGCGGCACCGGGAGCGGCGAUCAGGCCGCCUCCGCGCCCAUGUGCCCGCAGCCCCCGCCGUCCAUGGAAGUGAUGGAGGGGCCCCUCAACCUGAUUCAUCACUUGCUGCUAGGAAACAGCACCACAACUUUCUUCAGACUGCUGCUUUUGAAUGUUCUGCCAUGAAAAUGGGAGAAAUUCCUUGGUCCUUGCACAAUCAACUAACUGGAACAAGCAUUUGCAAGGCUCACCAGCAGAGCAGAAAAGCAGACCGCUUGUUGGCAGCAGGGAAAUAUGAAGAAGCAAUUUCUUGUCACAAAAAAGCUGCUGCAUACCUUACAGAAGCUAUGAAGCUGACCCAGUCAGAGCAGGCUCAGCUAUCACUGGAAUUACAAAGGGAUAGUCACAUGAAACAGUUACUGCUCAUCCAGGAGAGGUGGAAAAGGGCAAAGAGAGAGGAAAAGCUGAAAGCCCAGCAGAACGCUGACAAAGAAGCAGCUGCACACCUUCAGACUUCUUUUAAGCCACUUGCUGAAGAAUCUGAUGAUCAGAAUGUCUUGGUUCCUGUUACUCAGAAAUACAGCCCUUCCACAGAGAAACAUCUACAUGAUAUUCAGGGUGUCUUUGACAGAGACCCGGAUACACUAUUAUUUCUGCUUCAGAAAAAAAAUGAGCCAGUGGAAGCGUGUAUUGGCAGUAAAGCUCCUAAAGACGACAAAACAAUAAUAGAAGAGCAGGCAACCAAAAUUGCAGAUUUGAAACGGCAUGUAGAAUUUCUUGCAGCUGAAAACGAGAGAUUAAGGAGAGAGAAUAAGCAGUUAAAAGCAGAAAGAGCUAGACUCCAAAAAUCUCCAGUAGAGAAGGAGUUGGAUGUAGAUGCUGACUUUGUAGAGAAGUCAGAGUUGUGGAGCCUGCAGCAACACUCGGAAACUACUUCUUCAGCUGCAACUUGGCAAAAGUUUGCAACAACUGCGGGGAAGGCAAAGGACAUUCCAAUACCCAACCUUCCCCCCCUGGACAUCCCAUCCCCUGAACUCCCUCUGCUGGAACUCUCUGAAGAUAUACUGAAAGGACUGAUGAAUAGUUAAAAACCAGGAAAAAAGUGCUCAAUGUAGUUACCUAAACUAAGAAAAGGGAAAACCACCAGGACAAUGAUAACCUGAGGGCAGAAACAUCUAACACAAUCCUACUGUUGGAGAAAAGGCAUUAAGCAACUUUGUUACUGUGAAAUACACAUCAUAUCUGAUCUACUUCAUAAAACUUAAAGGUACCAUAAUCGGUAUAAGAUGGCAAGCUCUUUAGUCUUUCUCCCAAUGUUUCAAACCAAAUGACUGCCUGGAGAAUGUUUCAUGUAACACAAUCCUUCAGGGGUUUAAAGUAUACUAUAUGUAAUAGUUAUCUAUAAUGCCAUAAAAGAUGGUGCAGAACUUAACUGUUAUGGUUGCCAGUUGGCUGGCACUUCAUAUUGAAAAAUGCUUUCUAGCAUGAAUUUAAACUGUGCAUUUCAUUAUGCAUAACUUUGUUAAUUCAGAUACAGUGCAAUUUUUACACCUCCUAGAUGGAUUUAUGUGCCACACUCUAUACUCCUGACUAAGUUAACCUCAAAUCAGGAGAGAUUUAAAUUUCCAUUCUAUGAAGGAACCAACUUAUUAGUUCUGUUGAUGAGUUUUUUUUUGGUUAUCUGUUUACAUAACUAAUCAGGGUGCAUCAAAUCUAGCUAUUGGUUUCUGUAUAAAGUGACAUUGUUUUAAAAAAAAUCUAUACUUAAGGAAAAAUACCCUUUUUGUUUUCAGUGAUGCAUGAAUGGAAGUAAUUCUAGCUGGCAGUAUUUGAUUGAACAAGAAAUUGUUUACAGCUUAACCUGAUUCAAAAAGGAUAUGAAAAUAAAAUCCAAGGUGUUUUGACAC